This is a messenger RNA of Rotaria sp. Silwood1, 261 nucleotides long. The record is from the annotation of a GenBank genome assembly. NCBI's taxonomy places the organism in Eukaryota, Metazoa, Rotifera, Eurotatoria, Philodinida, Philodinidae.
AUGGAAGAUAAUAAUGAUGAUGAUUUUUCAUUCAAUGGUUUAUUUUCCCCAAUUGAAAAAAUCUUCGUUGAUUUCGAUUGGCUUUUCUCCAAUUUCGCAACUACAGAGUUUCAAAAUAAUCAUUAUGGUGAUGAAAAUCUUGAUUCUACUAUAGAAAAACAUGAUCUUAAUGGAGCAUUUCCAAGAACUGUUAUAAUAACAACAAUGAAACGAGAAACAAUACCAACGGGAAGAUGCGUUAUUGAAAAACAAAUUCAAUAA